UCAUUUUUGUCGUUAGGCCCGUUUCACACUAGCGCGUAUGAAACGCGCGUUUUCUUACGCGUCGUUUAUAGAUACGUUGUUACUAUGUAGCAUUUCACAGCACCGCGUAUGAUACGCGCGCGGAUUUCAAGUCGCGCGUUUUUCAUAAUCCGUACGCGAGGCUCAUCGGUCCCGCGUAUGAUACGCGCGCUGACCAAACAUUGAUAUGAAUGAACAUGUUCACACUGACGCGUACAACGUACGCGUCUUGUAUUUUUUCGUCAUUUUGUCAUGACUUCUAUCCCUAGCAAGUUCUCGAAAAAUGACUCUCAUUAUAGACACUGAAAUUUUAAUAAAUGAAGUUCAAUUAAGGCUAAAUUUAUGGAAUUCGAGGGAUGAAAGAUAUAAGGACAGGGAUAUUAGAGCAGCAACCUUUAGAGAAGUAGCACAAUGUGUUGUAGCGGGGUUCGAUGCUAUGAACAGCAACGAUCAAAAAGAUGCAAUGGACAAAGUACAGCAAAGGUGGAAAAGUGCCAGGGACGCAAAAAUGCGGUCAAUUGCAAACAAAAGAAAACUAAAAUCUGGGAGUGGAGCGAAAAAGCAAAAGGAAUACGUGUAUGAUCGUCAAUUACAGUUUCUAGAAUCGCAAGCUGAACUAAAUGUCACUGAAUCAAACAUGGAUAACUCAUCUUCUGAUCACGAUAUCAGUACAUCAGUGUUCGAAGAUCAGACAAUAGAAGUUGAGCAGGCAGCAGAAGAAGUUCCCUGGAAAAGAAAAAAAGACAAUAAAGGAAUUAAACAGGGAAAAAGAACAUGGAAUGAUACUGAUUUCGAAGAAAAGUUUUUAUCAGUACUCGAGCAGAGUUCGAAAGAAGAUGAAGAUCGUUCUUUUAUGGAAUCUCUAUUGCCAACGUUGCGGUUAUUUAAUAAUGACCAAAAACUAUUAUUUAGAAGUCAAGUCUUAAGCCUUAUGAUGACAAUAAAAAAUACAAGUAAUGUAAGAGCUCCAUACAAAGAACCUUACGACUUUUUUUCUCAACAAUAUCCAGUUAACUAUGGUCCAUGGAAUCAUAACACGUCAUCUAUUCUCACUACGUCUUCUUCUACUCCUCCUGAAGUAAAUAGCUAUCAAAGUUACCAGUCGUUAGGAACUCCAGCAGAAGGAGGCCAAUAGCCACCUCAAUCAAGCCACCAAUCAACAAAUGAAAUAAAUUAAACACAAUUGUGUUUAAAAAAAUUAUUGUUUUUAUUUAUCAAAUUUUUUAUUUGAUUUUUAACUUAUAAGUUAAAUGCUGAAUAAAUAAAACAGGGCAUUAAUCAGUGAAAAGUUAUUUUCGUUAUUCUUGUUAUUUUUUAUAAUUUUUAUUUUUUUAGUUAUUUUGUUCGUUUCCAGUGUUAAACAUAUGAAAAAUGGAAGGUUCCCCAACAAUCAAUAGCAUAAAAAUAUAUAAAAUAUUACUUUUAAAAUUUUUUAUUUGUAUG
This is a messenger RNA of Daktulosphaira vitifoliae (grape phylloxera), 1461 nucleotides long. RefSeq lists its product as uncharacterized. Gene Ontology annotation, molecular function: DNA binding. Gene Ontology annotation, cellular component: transcription regulator complex; nucleus. The record is from RefSeq and is a predicted model, not a curated record. The coding region runs from base 302 to 1153 and encodes 283 amino acids. NCBI's taxonomy places the organism in Eukaryota, Metazoa, Arthropoda, Insecta, Hemiptera, Phylloxeridae. Gene Ontology annotation, biological process: regulation of transcription by RNA polymerase II. The transcript is spliced from 3 exons.